AUGGCCGAACAGCAUAAGCCACCAUAUAAAUCGUCUUACCGUAAUAUGCAAUCAAAAAAGACAGAAGAACGUGACAACGUCGCUGUAGUAGUUGCUAUUGAUUUUGGGACGACGUUCAGUGGAUUUGCGUACGCGCAUGUUACGGAAAAAGACCUCUCCAAAGUCACUACGAAUGAUGCUUG
This is a messenger RNA of Paraglomus occultum, 182 nucleotides long. The record is from the annotation of a GenBank genome assembly. NCBI's taxonomy places the organism in Eukaryota, Fungi, Glomeromycota, Glomeromycetes, Paraglomerales, Paraglomeraceae.